AUGGGCUACUUCCCUGGUUUUUUUGUGGUGAAAUUUGGGUCGAUUGAUGACCGAAAUGAAGUUCUUUAUGCUGGGCCUCAUAUCUUUUACAAUCGAUUUAUGAUUGUUAAACCCUGGACAGCAGACUUCAGUUGCAAGGAGGAAGUUCUGAAAAUCAUUCCCAUAUGGGUCAAGUUACCAAAUCUCCCAUUAAACUGCUGGAGUCCUGACUCUCUUAGUAGGAUUGGCAGUCUUUUAGGGGUGCCAUUAUAUGCUGAUGAAUGCACCUCAAAGCAACUGCGAAUUUCUUUUGCUCGCAUCUUAGUGGAAAUCGAUGUCACUAAGGAUAGAAAACAAUUCCUUAUGGUGGAGGAUGCUAAUGGUAUGACUAUUAAACAAGAUGUGAGAUAUGAUUGGUGGCCUCCCUUUUGCCAUAAAUGUCAAAAGAUUGGGCGUAAUUGUGGAGUUAGAUAUCAACACCACCAGCAGCAGAAUAAACCAAGAGUGGUGCAGAAAUGGAUUCCAAAGCAGACACAACCUACAAUUCCUACAGAGGUCAUUCCAGAAAAAUCAGUCACUGAAGAAAUGCAGCAACAGCCAACUGCAAUUCUAGAAAGGUGUUCAUCUAAUCCACCUAGUGCAAUUACUACUCCUAUUCAACCUAUUGUGCAUCAAUGGAAGAUGGUGACUAGGAAGAAUAGGGGAAAAGGGAUCAUUGUUCCAUGCUUUAGAAACAAUGAAGGCUUACUUCUUGAUGAAAAUGAUGAAGAACCAGGAAUUGGUGAGGAGAACACUGGCGAGAUAAAUGCGGGUGAAAACCCUUACUUGUCAUGA
Messenger RNA from Beta vulgaris subsp. vulgaris (sugar beet), 813 nucleotides. RefSeq lists its product as uncharacterized. The coding region runs from base 1 to 813 and encodes 270 amino acids. Lineage: Eukaryota; Viridiplantae; Streptophyta; Magnoliopsida; Caryophyllales; Amaranthaceae. The transcript has 2 exons. The record is from RefSeq and is a predicted model, not a curated record.